Messenger RNA from Histoplasma mississippiense, 516 nucleotides. RefSeq lists its product as hypothetical. Lineage: Eukaryota; Fungi; Ascomycota; Eurotiomycetes; Onygenales; Ajellomycetaceae. Bases 1 to 516 code for a protein of 171 amino acids. The record is from RefSeq and is a predicted model, not a curated record. Gene Ontology annotation, biological process: endosome organization. Gene Ontology annotation, cellular component: BLOC-1 complex. The transcript has 2 exons.
AUGUCCGCGUCAACGUCCAUUCCUGAUGCCCGGUUCGGCCUCACGUCCGCCGAGAUGCAGAUGGCUGUGCACCAGCAACAGAUCGCCCUCCAGGGCAGCCAUGCUGGUAGCCUUGUGUCCCGGGGGAGAGGCAUGGGGAGAAAUAGCAAUUCAAGCUCGCGAGCUACCAGUGCCGCCAGCGCUGCGAGUAGUCACGGCAGACUACUUCUUGAUCCCGAUAGCUUGCAAGCGCUCUAUUAUCAACUUGAGAAUCUGUUGAGAGAUAUUAGGCGUAGAAUAGAUUAUUUGACUGAACAAUCCGAAAUCUCAAUCCAAAAUACCUAUGACCAAGCAGGCAAUGUUGUUGCGAAUGCAGAUGUCGAAAUCGCACGAAUGCGCCAAAUAUUAGAGAAUAUUAGUGAAUUGGAAACCGAAUUCGAUAAGAUCCGGCGCAUCAGGGACAUCGUCAAACAAUACAGAUCUAGAGUGGAGAGUCUAGACCAUCGAUUGGACCAGGCCGCCCGCAGAAGACGUUGA